This is a messenger RNA of Mollisia scopiformis, 645 nucleotides long. RefSeq lists its product as uncharacterized. The transcript has 2 exons. Bases 1 to 504 code for a protein of 167 amino acids. NCBI's taxonomy places the organism in Eukaryota, Fungi, Ascomycota, Leotiomycetes, Helotiales, Mollisiaceae. The record is from RefSeq and is a predicted model, not a curated record. Gene Ontology annotation, molecular function: nucleic acid binding.
AUGCCACCUCAACGCCCUCCAUUAGCUAGGAUAUCUGGCAAUCGGCUGAAGAACCAAGAGCUUAGUCCAUAUCAACGUGGUAAAGCUAUUGGCAUGCUCAAUGGGGGCCUGAAAUUCUGCCAGAUUCAAAAGCGCAUGAAAUGCUCCCGCGGCGCCCUCAGGAGCACCUUUGAUAUAGAGGCAUUGCGCCAUGAAGGAGAGUCACUCCCUAGAUCCGGCCCGCCAUUAUGUUAUACAGAAGCUGACGAACGAAGGCUGAUACGCCACGUCCGGUUACACCCUAAGGAUAGCUAUUCACAGCUCAUUCUAGCCCUAGGCCUAGCAUUCAGAGCUAGGAGGAGACCGGAGCUCACAGAGGUGAAUGCGGCUGAGAGGCUUGUAUGGUGCUUGAAGAAUAGGCAUAGGAAUGCAGAGGAAUGGGGUACGUACAUGUGGAGUGAUGAGUGUUUUGUGGAGCGGGGGCGGGGUAAACAGACCGAAUGGGUGUUUUGUAUAACCAACUAGAGGUGGGACAAGGAGAUGAUUCAGAUAUAUGACUGCUAUAAGAACAUGAAAGUUAUGGUCUGGGGCUGCUUUUGGGACUAUGGGCGCACUGGUCUGUGUAUUGCAUAUGCCGCAUCUAUCCAUUCACCUAGCUAGCCCACU